This is a messenger RNA of Ornithodoros turicata, 3955 nucleotides long. Its product is annotated as protein tweety-like. The record is from RefSeq and is a predicted model, not a curated record. Lineage: Eukaryota; Metazoa; Arthropoda; Arachnida; Ixodida; Argasidae. Gene Ontology annotation, molecular function: intracellularly calcium-gated chloride channel activity; volume-sensitive chloride channel activity. Gene Ontology annotation, cellular component: plasma membrane. The transcript is spliced from 15 exons. The coding region runs from base 321 to 1823 and encodes 500 amino acids.
GCGCGUCGUCGCCCGCCCGUUUUUCCGGAGUGGCUACCGCUCGAGAAAGGAUAAGCCCCGACGACCGUUCUAGGCGAAGCCUUUUUUAUUCACGCACACAAGGAGCUACUCGGAGUUGCGAACACCUUCCAAGCAAGAAUGCUCCCCAAGUGGGUUUUCCUGCCAAGCAGAAGAGAAGACCCCCUCUCUGGAUAAAACCGGAGACACACACACGACCCGAAAACGGCUCUGCGAUGGCCGAUGAAAUGAUGCUGGACCAAGCCUUUUCUUGAACGCUUUUAACUUUUUCAAAAAACGCAGCUACAACAUCGCCGGGUGGCAUGGCCAUCACCAUAUUAAGCAGCACCAAUGGUGACAAAUACCCCGUGUCCAUCGUGGCAGAUUGGUUCCACGUCAUCCCGCACGUGGACAUCACCUUUGCAUCUGUCAACUCCACCUUCGACCCCACAAACAACAUCUACUUAGAGAGUCUGGGCAUCCUAAUCGCCGUCCCAGGCUUCUGGCUCAUCCUCACUCUGCUGGCAUUCCUAGUUUUCUUCCUGUGCCGAUGUUGCGACUCUGGUCUGCGCAAGAAACGUCGCCUGACGCCCCUCAAAUGGACCCUGGCCCUCUUUGCACUUUUCUGCUGCGGCGCUCUGUCGCUGGGGCUGUUCGGCAACGACCAAGUACACAGCGGUGUGGUAAGCGUACAGAGAGCGACGCAGAACAUGGAAAACAUCAUCGACUCUGUCAAAAAUGAGAGCGGCGUGGUGGAGCGCGCCCUGUCAACGGAGGUGGGACCCGAGUUGGAGAAACUGGUGACUACACUGGGUCGAGGUGGUUCACACGUUCCUGAUCCCGAGACAAAGUCCCGAUUGGAUGCUGCCCUCUCCUCCCUUCCGGGCAAUGCCAGCCUCGGAGCAGAUCGUGUGCGCUCCAUUUACGACAAGAUCCGUCGACUCGAUCUCCAUUCUUUGCCCUACCUUUUGCACUGGGCAGAGAUAAUCAGGUGGCCGGCAACAAUAGCGCUGCUGUGCGUCCUGAUACUGGUGUGCCUCAUCCUGCUGUGGGGUGUGGUCCGGCAUUCGCGUUGUCUGCUGAUCUUGUUUUCAGUUUUGGGCUUGUUAUCAGUGGUCCUUUGCUGGGUGCUUGUUUCCCUUUACCUUGGCAUCUGUGUGGCUGGCUCAGACUUUUGCCUCGACCCAGAGCCCUUUAUCUACAAGCAGUCGGGUGGCACAGCGGAAGCCGCUGUAAUAUCGUACUACUUGAACUGUGAUGAAAAGGUUGUCAGUCCCUUUGAUACGACUGUGAAGGAAGCUCGCAGAGCUGUGGACAACGUCCAAAGCCUCUUGCAGGUGGUGACGCGGAUCGCAGAUCGUUACAUUCCACAGAAGGAGGUUCACGAGCUCCUGGGCCAGUUGGGCCAGCAAGUAAACGGCACAACCCGUGGGCUUGGACGCCUCGCUGCACUGGUCGACUGUCGGGGUCUCAACGUGGAAUAUCGUGCUGCAAUGGGAGCUACCUGCACCAGUGUACUGGAAGGCACUGGCUUUAUGCUGGUGUCAGCAGCUGGUGCAGGUCUUCUGUUCACCGUGCUCAUUUGGGUCGCUUCUCAUACAUGGAUCCACAUUCGACAGAGGCGCCCUAGGGAGCCCGUGGACGAAGAAGACCCAUUCCUGCCACCGUCCGCGGUGGGUGCCAGCUCCCGGCGCAGCCGCGACACGAAUGGACGUUCCGCAAGCCGUGAGGACCAGGCGUUCCUGCAAGCGGCCAGGUUCACCCCGCCGCCAGCGUACGACCAGCCCUACUAUGUUGGGGCGCGCACCAUGGCCCCCACGGCGUGACCUUUGUGCUCCCGGUCCCCGUUUCAGCACGACGGAGACCUAACGUGUGCCACAAAGUUCUGAAGGAACCCCUCGACGAGCCCCGCAAAAAAAUGUCGGACACUGUGUUGUGCCAACUUCUUGGAGAGCUCCUACAACGCAUUUGGUCGGCCGUUGGUUGUCAUGUUUACAGACUGUACGCUCAUCGCUUUGUUGAUGGUCACGUGCGAGACUCCUUCGUGUCGCCGAGGCUGCGGAACGAAGUGGCGGAAGAGAGAAGUUGGAAAGUUGUGGCAACGUGAAGGAGCGACGUGGUCUUUAGUGUUGCCUGUGCGGAGCAUCUGAUCUCUGGUGAUUCCCUCGACUGUAUUUUUGUUUUCUAAUCUGCAUUUAUCUUCUAUUUUGUACAUUUUUUAUUCCACCUGUAUUUAUGUAAUUAAGCAUUUUGUAUAAUUUAAAUGGUACAAAGCAUCCGGGAGCAACGAGCUGAAGAGAAAGAAAACGAGAAUGUGCGCGACGCAGGAAAAUAACCCCCGUCUUGCGGAGAAUACCCCAUAUCCUGCAUUCGAGCGGAAGCGGAGUGAAGCGCGGAUCUGUUGACCUCGCGCAUCACACGAUCGGCAGAUUAUUUUGCGUUUAUUAUUGGCAGUAUUAUGCAACAGUUGAGCACGUUGACGUUUGUUGGUACGAAGGAUGCGUUGUAAAUAUGCGCGUGCAGCAGCAGUAGAGGAGAGGUCCGCUGUCGACACCAAAUUCUCGCCUAACCAUUCCAAUCGAUGCUGUACCAGGUGUGCCGGGUUUUGUGCUUUUAUCACGACAGCAAAACGGAACAACAGAUUUUCGCGGGAUCGGCGACAUGCUUUGCACCUUCACGUUUCAUUCCGGAAUUUCUUCCCCCCACAUGCUCAUGAGAUGCUUUGCGACGAGAAACAUACAACGUUGCAGACUUUGUGCCGGCUAUAGUUGAAGUAGAAAAGUGCAUUUUAACGGGAGGCCGUGUAGGACAGCCGACAUGAUACGUGUACUAUCUACGAAUGACUACUGUCGCUACUGGCGGAGCGACGGACGGCGUGUGCGAAAAGUUCCCACGAGUGCCCCCCCUCCCCACGAACGUCCCACGAACGUCCCACGGAAGUCAUUUGCUUCCUAGUCAGAAGAAUCUUAUUGAAUGCUCAAGUUGGUAGAGAUGUUGUCUGUAUCACGCCAUUCCUACAUUUUAUGUAAACCUUCUCACGUGACUAUCUACGGGAUAUACAUAUUCUAUGUGCUACCUGGUUGCCAAUGACUGUACGCAAGGCAUUUUUAUGUACAUGUCAUUUUACUGUGAAAGCACACGCAAUGCAAAAGCACGAACGUGUGUGGUCGAUUCUCGGCAUAAUGGAAAGGUGACACGUUUUUUUUGUCUCGCGCGAUACCUCUUUAUACAAACACACGUAACCUUCUUUUCUUUUUUUCCAAGUGGACGUGGGGCUUCGUAAUGCAAAAACAUCUUCAACAGUGUAGUCUUACGUAUUUUUCGUAUCAUAGUUCAGCUCACAGCAAAGUAACGUACCUCGCAGAAACUUUCACUGACCUCUGGCUCAAAGAUGACCUCAGGACGGCCUUCCGUAAUAUAAUUUUGCUUGUUAGACGAGUUAAGUUGUCACGAUCAUGUUACUUCGUAAUGCUGAUUUUCUUAAACUUGGUCUAAUUGUGCUAAUUGGUCUUAAUCUAAUUGUGUGUGAAAAUGAGAUACGAGAAUAUAUUGAGAGACAUCAAUCAAUACAUCGGAAGAGGCACACCAGAUGUUUAGAAGAGCCACGUCCUCCUUUCGAUACCAUCUCACGUUCCUUUCAAUACUCCAUCGGGGUGCACAUACACACCCGGGUGACAUACGGAUCAAACAGCGGGUGCCAACAAAGCCGAACAAAAACACGUGCCUUUCUGGGUUCCAUCUUUUGUGUCUCGAGAACAAAAUAAUACUGCCAAAAAAAAAAAAAAAAAAGAACAACGGUUAGUGACACGGCGCCAUUAUAGCGAGAAUCCACCAUGCACACCCUUGUUGCAGGAGUGUGCACUUUUUCCUUCCCCCAUCUACGCGACAACCGCCUUUGUAAGGAUGGGCCACAGCUGUAGUUUAAAAAUGAAUAAAAAAAAAGUGGUUUUAUUGCCUA